Molecule: messenger RNA, 3963 nt
Organism: Platichthys flesus (European flounder)
Lineage: Eukaryota; Metazoa; Chordata; Actinopteri; Pleuronectiformes; Pleuronectidae
Product: G1/S-specific cyclin-D2-like
Exons: 5
Coding region: 241-1125 (294 amino acids)
Biological process (GO): mitotic cell cycle phase transition; regulation of cyclin-dependent protein serine/threonine kinase activity; positive regulation of G1/S transition of mitotic cell cycle
Cellular component (GO): cyclin-dependent protein kinase holoenzyme complex; nucleus; cytoplasm
Molecular function (GO): cyclin-dependent protein serine/threonine kinase regulator activity
Source: RefSeq, a predicted model, not a curated record
AAGAAGUGAGCCAGGAGGCAGCAGGACUGGAGCGAACACAGUCAUCUCCGCUUCAUGCUUCGUCCUGGGCACUUCUCCUCCUCCUCCUCUCCUCUCCUCUCCUCUCCUCCUCCUCCACUCUCAACAACCGUCUGACACCAGUUGAUUCCCUAUCUCACACUUUUAGCCAUUAAAACAAAGGAGAACGAGGAGAGAGAGAGAGAGCCGAAGCGGUGGAGGGGGAAAGAAGGGGCCCGAGUCAUGGAGCUGUUUUGCCUCGAGUCGGAAAUAACCGUGCGAGCCCAGCCGGACCCAAACAUCCUGUACGACGACCGAGUGCUGCAGAGUUUAUUAACCAUCGAGGACCGGUUCCUCCCGCAGUGCUCGUACUUCCAGCGGGUGCAGAAGGACAUUCAACCCUACAUGAGACGAAUGGUUGCAGGCUGGAUGCACGAGGUGUGUGAGGAGGAGAAGAGCAACGAGGACGUUUUCCCUUUAGCCAUUAAUUACUUAGACAGAUUUUUAGCAGUGAUGCAGACUAGGAAGAACUACUUGCAGCUCCUGGGAGCCGUGUGCAUGUUCCUGGCCUCCAAGUUAAAAGACAGCCGGCCGCUAUCAGCAGAGAAACUCUGCAUGUACACAGACAACUCCAUCUCACCACGGGAGCUACUGGACUGGGAACUGGUGGUGCUCGGGAAGUUGAAGUGGAACAUGGCCUCAGUCAUUCCCAAUGAUUUUAUAGAGCACAUCGUACGCAGGCUGCCCCUCCCAAAAGACAAGCUGGCGAUGGUGCGCAAACACACGCUGACAUUCAUCGCUCUCUGUGCCACAGAUGACCGCCUCGCCAUGAAUCCCCCUUCCAUGAUCGCCACAGGCAGCAUGGGAGCUGCUGUAUGUGGUCUCCAGUUCGACCACUCUGACCAGAGGCUGAAUCGAGACAACCUGACAGACCUGCUGGCCAAGAUCACCAACACAGAGGUGGACUGUUUGAGGGCGUGCCAGGAGCAAAUCGAGCGUGUGCUGGCCACCAGCCUGCAGCAGGGCCAGCAGCACCGGCAGGAGAACGGGCUCCCGGCUGGCAGCAAAGCCAGGGAGCAGCAGGACCAGUCCAGCACCCCCACAGAUGUCCGCGACGUCAACUUGUGAACCGCUGUUGUUCGACCACCUCACACACACCACUCGUGCCCGUCACACCAAUGAACUAGCCGGAGUGAGCGAGACAGGUGGGGGUGGGGGUGUGUGAGCUGCCAGUAUCUAGUCACUGCAUGAGUGAUGGUGUGACAAUCUAUGAACUUUUAGAAAUUAAGGAAUUUCGCCCCUUUUUUUGCCCCAUUCAUACCCGGCUGGGUGUUCCCUCACCUCGCUGUAUGGAACACGUCUAAUCCAACAAGCUAUUUAACAACAACAAAAAAAGGUUCAUUCUUGAAAACUUGAUAGUGCCUUAGAUUUCCCCCGAACGGAAAUCUGAAUAUAUUUUCAUACUUGAAAAAAAAAAUAUAUAGCAUAAUUAUAUGAAAUAUACAUAUUUCUUUUGAUACAACCUAGCAAAAAAAAAAUAUAUAUAUAAUAAAUAAUGUAUAUAUUUAGCAAGCAUUUAGUUAUGUUACUCUUUUAUCAUCUUUAGCAAACAGUUAUCAAUUCACAGUUUUACUGGUGUUUUCCUCGCAUGAUUGCAAUGCUGAUAAAAUACAGUACAUGGCAUUUAAAGGAAGUUGAUGCGGAGGAGCUUCACCGCGGGUGGCCGCUCGGCUCCGUCUCUCAUACUGGGUGCACCUGUAGCACUGCUCCUUAUUUAUGCUGAAAAGUGCUGGCCAGGAGGGGGCUGGGCCCGCUCACAGAGGAAGGACGUUAGGGAGGGAGGGGGAGGGAUGGGAAUGGCGGCAGAGGCUAAUGUCCGAAAGGUUAAGAGUGAGAAGAGAAGACGAGAUCAGUUAAAGUCUUGAUUUCACUGCCAAAGUCACCGAGGAGCACAGAAUAUUAACAGGACCCUGUGAACCUGUACAUGUUGAAUUCAGCGAAUCUACAUUUAAUCGUUCAGACGUUGGUGUUCGAGAGCAGAUAGACAUUUUUAGUCUGUAUUUAAAAUGUGGUUUUAGCAUUAGCCAGGUUGUUGUCAUGUUACUAAUCCAAAAAAAAAGUGAUUUGGAAAGUUUUGAGAGGAAACGAGUGAAGAUUGAGAGGUUUGUUGAGGAACGAUGACGAGCAUGUGGAAAGUCAAGAGGUGGGGGGGGAGAAUUCCAGAAGUCAUGACAGAGUUGGGAAAUUAACCUAAGCGAUAUGAUGUUUCUGAUACUUGAGUGACACGCAGGUGAUGUUGGCCGGAUCAGUUUGGACGUGCCGCAGUUUCUCCUGUUAUCCAUUGUACCAUUUAACUUUAUGGAGAGUGGGCGACUUAUAACAAUAUUGAUGCACUUUUAAAAACACACUCCUUAAGAUGGGUAAGGGGAUGGUGGUUGAGGAGAGUUCCGUGGGUUAGUAGGGUAAUUUUUUGUUUUCUUUUUCAAUUCUUUAGUUUUUUCUUUUAAGUUAUUUGAUUUUCUUUUUUUUCUGGGCUGGAUUCCCAUGGGGUAACGCACGUUGUCUUGAAAGCUAUUCCUCGGCAAGUGAGUAGACGUAGGAUAAUCAGUUAUUGUAUAAUAGUAUAGAAACUACGUAAAGCCAAGUCACAUGUAGACUUAGAUUUUUUUUUUUUUUUAUCCAGUGCGUUUAUUUACUUGAAAUUUUGUUCAUUCAUAGCCAAAACCUUCCAAUAGUCUUUUAAGGAGUUCAACACAUUCUGUGUCCAAACUAUUCUUAUUGUUUUGUUCUUUGUAUGUAAAACUGCUCUCCGAACUGAAAUAUCAAAACUGCCAUUUUUGUGACUUCUCUCCAUUACAGACGUGGGUGAAAGGGGUUUACAUAGUCGGAAAUUUUUGUAUAUAACCAGUUUCCCCUGAAGAGCAGAAAUCCUCAUUAUAUAUUAGAACAGACAUAGUUUCUUUAUUGUUUUCAUGCCUGUUCUGUUGUGCUAAAGCCAAAAUGUUUUUUUUUCCUUUAAAAAAACAAUCAAACAUGCUUUAAACAGAACAAAAUGUUCGUGCUUUUACAUGUUUCGUGUAUAAUUUGUAAAACAUAAUUCCAAAGUGACAAAAAACUAAGACUAUACACAUGAUUCUCUUGCUGCUAUGAAGCUUUUUUCUUUUCUAGUCUUACACAAAGAUGCCUUAUUGUGAUUCACUUGUGUGCUGCUAUAUUAUGAAUUUUUUUGUAUAAGUCUCCUUUUUGCUUUUCUGUUUUUGUUUGUGUACCCGAGGGAACGUCACACAGUUUAGUGCGGGACUGGAAGUACUUGUACUUGUGUUUUGCCGAUCUAUUUUUGAUUAGCAUGUUUUAUUAUUUUUAUUGUUUAAUUUGUAUCUUUUAAAAACAAAUAUUUUUAUCAUAUUCUUGCUGCUUCUUUGUAAUGUUUGUGUACCUCAGGUUAAUUUGGACAGAUAGAGCGAGAGGCCAUCUCAUCAUUACCUCAUCACACUUCGUAUCACACAUCAUUUUCACUCUGAAUUUGUUGGACGGGUUUCACUUUUUUUUUUUUCUUCUCCGUGUGGAUGAGAGGUAGUAAGGUGCUUCUUCUAAUUCUUCUUCUUCUAAUUCUUCUUUUAAAUCCAAAAAUAUCAAACUGCCAGAUUCCACUGAGCAAUUAAAUGUGCCUAUACUUUACCCAAGGUUAUUUCAUCCAGCUGGUGCUAAGUCAAACAACUGCCUAAACUCUGUUAUACGUAUCAGAAAGAAGAAUUGGAUUUUCAUUGGCGUGUACAUUUGGACUAAAGUGGAAUAUUGUUUCGUUUUUGAGGUACCCGUUUUGUCAAAGUUCAAGCCACGAGAAUGUUUUGUCGUCGUUCAGUGUGGUUGUGUUUUUUUUUCUCUCCAAACUCCUCUCCCACUGUUCCCAUCUGCAACCACACAGUGUACCUCAACAAUUUCUCCUCAAUAAAUUGGCUAAAAUCA